AUGCGCAAUAUCGUUAUUUUUGGAGGCUCGUCGCAUACUGAAUUAGCUGAACAAAUAGCUUCUCGUUUAAAUGUGCAACUUGGACGUGUAAAACUUUCAAAAUUUUCAAAUAAAGAAACAAAUGUUGAGAUCCAUGAGAGUGUUAGAGAAAAGGACGUUUAUAUAAUUCAAUCUGGCUGUGGCCACGUCAAUGACAAUCUAAUGGAACUAUUGAUUAUGAUAUCGGCUUGUAAAAUUGCAUCAGCGGCAAAGGUUACUGCUGUGAUACCUUGUUUUCCAUACGCGCGACAACCCGAUGCUCCUUACAAGAAAAAUGGUGAACUUUUGCCACGCAUUCCAAAGGAUGCUUUUAUUGGUUAUACCUAUAAUACACCAGAUUCAACUCCUGCAAACGAAGUGAAAAAUCCAUUUGGAGAGCAAAGCGCUAAUGGUACUAGUUCGUCCGAAAUAUCUACUCGUAGCGCGGGCGGAUAUAAACAUUGGAUUGCUCGAUCUGGAACACUUAUAGCCAAUCUUAUAACGUGUGCAGGAGCCGACCAUAUAAUAACUAUGGACCUUCAUGAUCCUCAAUUUCAAGGGUUUUUCGAUAUACCGGUUGACAAUCUUUACGGACAACCUUUGAUGAUUAAAUAUAUUAAGGAAAACAUUCCAAAUUAUCAGAAUGCAGUAAUUGUUUCUCCGGAUGCUGGUGGUGCUAAAAGAGCAACAGCAAUUGCAGACAAACUUCAUAUGGAUUUUGCUUUGAUUCAUAAAGAACGUCGUUCUCAAAUUAAGCCUCAUAAAACUGAUAUGAUGCUUGUUGGUGAGGUUAGAGACAAAGUGUGUGUUCUAAUUGACGAUAUUGCAGAUACAUCUGAUACAAUAACCAAAGCCGCAAAGAUUCUUAGUGAAAGCGGAGCAAAAAAGAUUUGUGCCAUUAUCACUCAUGGAAUUAUGAGUGGUGAUGCUAUUCAAAGAAUUGUAACAAGUGAGAUUGAUCAAGUCAUCGUAAGCGAUAGUGUUCCACAAGUUGAUCAUUUAGCGCAAUGUUCUAAGAUGGGAGUUUUUAGUAUUGCUCCAAUGUUUGCAGAAGCAAUUAGAAGAAUACAUAACGGUGAGAGCGUCAGUGCAUUGUUCAGUCUUAUGGACUUGAUAUAA
Molecule: messenger RNA, 1137 nt
Organism: Rhizophagus irregularis DAOM 181602=DAOM 197198
Lineage: Eukaryota; Fungi; Glomeromycota; Glomeromycetes; Glomerales; Glomeraceae
Biological process (GO): ribonucleoside monophosphate biosynthetic process; 5-phosphoribose 1-diphosphate biosynthetic process; purine nucleotide biosynthetic process
Cellular component (GO): cytoplasm; ribose phosphate diphosphokinase complex
Molecular function (GO): ribose phosphate diphosphokinase activity; magnesium ion binding
Source: RefSeq, a predicted model, not a curated record